CAACUCCAGACUCUCUCUCUCUCCCCUUCAGUUUUAACUCGGGUUUAUUUCUGUUUCAACCUUAUAAACUCGUGAUCCCCUACUCUGUCUCAUUUCUCUUUCUUUUAUGGCUUCUCACCGGAAAUUAUUUCCGCUUCUUGCAAGCAGCCGACCAAAACGAACGGCUUAGUACAGCAGCAUUUCCCCCUCAUUUUUCAAUUCAAAUCCCAAAAUGGUAAUGAAUUUUGUCUGUGUUUUUUUACUUUCAGUCCUGGUGCUAAGUUUGGGAGUAAGCUCGGAACCAGUUGAAGACAAGCAAGCUCUCCUUGCUUUCCUUUCACAGACCAAACACGAGAAUCGGGUUCAAUGGAACUCAUCCACCUCAGCCUGCGACUGGGUCGGUGUCGAAUGCGAUGCCAACCGCUCUUUCGUCUACACUCUUCGUCUCCCAGGUGUGGGCCUCGUCGGUUCUAUUCCUCCCAACACAGUCGGUAGGUUAAACCAACUCCGAGUUUUAAGUCUACGAGCCAACCGUUUAUCUGGUCCCAUCCCUGCCGACUUCUCCAACCUCACUCUCCUCCGUAGCCUUUAUUUGCAAUAUAAUGAGUUCACCGGCCCCUUCCCUCCUAGUCUGACUCGUUUGACUCGUUUGAUACGGCUCGAUAUUUCUUCUAACAAUUUCACCGGUCCAAUCCCUUUCGCCGUCAACAAUUUAACACAAUUGACCCGGCUCUUCUUGCAAAACAACAAGUUUUCCGGUUCUCUCCCGACCAUCAACACCGACGGUUUAGAUGAUUUCAAUGUUUCUAAUAACAACCUUAACGGUUCAAUUCCCGGCUCGUUUUCUAAAUUCCGUGAAUCAUCAUUUGCCGGGAACCUCGGUCUUUGUGGAGGCCCACUACCUCCUUGUAACCCAUUUUCCCCUUCUCCGGCUCCAUCUCCGUCCGAGCCCAUUCCCCCUACAACUUCCAGUAGGAAGUCCAGGGAGCUUUCCACCGGCGCCAUUAUUGGCAUUGCCGUGGGGUCUGCAAUUGUAGCACUAUUGUUAUUAUUAGUCCUCAUUCUUUGCCUCUGUAAACGGACACGACGGCCUCCGAAGCAGCAGAAGCCUUUUACGCCGAUGACAACACGAGAUGUUCCGUCAGCGGAGGCGGGAACUUCGUCUUCAAAAGAUGAAAUAAUCGGAGGGUCGUCCACAGAAGGGGAAAGAAACAAGUUGGUGUUCUUUGAAGGCGGGAUUUACAGUUUCGAUUUGGAGGAUUUGUUGAGGGCAUCGGCGGAAGUGUUGGGAAAAGGCAGCGUGGGAACGUCGUACAAGGCGGUGCUAGAAGAAGGGACGACGGUGGUAGUUAAACGGUUAAAAGACGUGGCGGUUAGUAAAAGGGAGUUCGAAAUGCAGAUGGAAAUGGUGGGUAAAAUCACACAUGAAAAUCUGGUUCCAUUGAGAGCGUUCUAUUACGCCAUAGACGAGAAAUUGCUGGUUUACGACUUCAUGCAUGAUGGUAGCUUAUCUGCCCUGCUUCACGGCAGCAGAGGCUCAGGCCGAACACCGCUGGACUGGGACAACCGAAUGAAGAUAGCAUUAAGCACGGCUAGGGGCUUAGAACACCUCCAUGUUUCAGCAAAACUGGUACAUGGCAACAUUAAAUCCUCCAACAUUCUUUUACGAUCAGACCACAAAGCUUGUAUCUCCGACUUUGGUCUCAAUCCACUCUUUGGCAACACCACUCCUCCUAGCCGUGUUGCAGGCUAUCGAGCACCUGAAAUACUUGAAACCUGCAAAGUUACGUUCGAGUCCGAUGUUUACAGCUUUGGAGUGUUAUUACUAGAAUUAUUAACAGGCAAAGCACCUAAUCAAGCAUCUUUAGGGGAAGAGGGGAUCGAUCUCCCUCGUUGGGUCCAAUCUGUGGUUCGAGAGGAAUGGACUGCAGAGGUUUUUGAUGUGGAGUUAAUGAGAUAUCAUAGCAUUGAAGAGGAAAUGGUGCAGCUGUUACAAAUUGCGAUGACUUGCGUAUCAACUGUGCCCGAUCAAAGACCCGCCAUGCAAGAAGUGGUACGAAUGAUUGAAGAUAUGAAUCGAGGUGAAACUGACGAUGGAUUACGACAAUCGUCUGAUGAUCGGUCAAAAGGAUCCGACGGUCAUACUCCGACGGAAUCUAGAACCCCACCUAGAUCCUCCACACCGUAGCAUAAUGUGCACAAAAUGGUCAUUUGCUCCAAAUUGUGAUAUUUUUUCUUCUUCUAUUUUUUUGGGGUUUUAGUUCUUCUCUUAAUUGUCCUUUGAAAUUAUUUUUUAAGUAGAUUAGGGGGGAUUCGAGUUGUUUUUGGAGGUUGGAUAGUUCCAUCAACUGAUUGGAAAACGCAUUUUAGUUUUAUUUAAUUCUUUCCAUUGUAAUCUGUAACUCCUGUGUCUUGUCCCAUUAAACAAAUGUUGGGGGUGUAAAAUCUUGUAUUUGCAAUUUUAUUUAAUAAUUUUGUUUUUAUUGCAAA
Gossypium raimondii (Peruvian cotton) is the source of this 2469-nucleotide messenger RNA. RefSeq names its product probable inactive receptor kinase At2g26730. Lineage: Eukaryota; Viridiplantae; Streptophyta; Magnoliopsida; Malvales; Malvaceae. Gene Ontology annotation, molecular function: protein kinase activity; protein binding; ATP binding. The transcript is spliced from 2 exons. Gene Ontology annotation, biological process: protein phosphorylation. The coding region runs from base 212 to 2167 and encodes 651 amino acids. The record is from RefSeq and is a predicted model, not a curated record.